Molecule: messenger RNA, 767 nt
Organism: Amoebophrya sp. A25
Lineage: Eukaryota; Dinophyceae; Syndiniales; Amoebophryaceae
Source: the annotation of a GenBank genome assembly
UGGCAGUCGCCGGGCGCCCACUUCGAGGCACGGAGCGGAGGUAGGUGCAGCAGCGCAUCAGGCCAGCAAAAUGAAGAGUGGAAAAAAUUACACCCGUCAUAUACAAGAUGGGCCAAGCUGCAAGGUGUCGUCAGCGUCACACGAUUAUAGCAGCGGAAUCGCCGAUGCUCAGAACGUGAGUGUGACAGUUAGGGGCAACAACAAACGCCGUCCGGCCGAUGAAGCGAGGCCUCAACGGGCUGAUCUACGUACUGGUAAAUCAUCUAGAAUGGCGGCGCAGAGCACCAGUACCCCAAACAAGAAAACAUCAUCUAAGAAGCGCCGCAAGCAUGUCAAGCCAGAAGAUGACGAAAACGAGAAUAUGAAUUUGAGUUCCGGAGAACAGCGGCCUACCGUAGGAGGAACGAAACGGCGUAAAGCGGAUUUCCCUUCCUCCGUCAAUAAUCCGGGUUCGCGCAGCUCCGGGCGGCACCGCUCAUCUUCUAUCAGCAUUGAGCGUCGCAGAGCGUCGCUUGUGGCGGACGCGGAGCCUAAGGAGGCAGCCCAGCGGAAAAGAUCUACAAGACGAAGUGUGGCUUCCUCUCUGUCGAGAUCCUCGCGAAGGUCGGCGAAACCGGAAAGGCGGACAAGGGUUCGGCCGGAGGUUGAGGAAAAGCAAGAUGAGGAUGCGUGUCGAACGCCUUCCCAACAAGUUCAGGGUGAGCUCGCACCGAGCUCCGCAGGUGAGAGUCCGGUAGCGCCCAAUGAGGGGGAACCGCAUGUGCAGG